Komagataella phaffii GS115 is the source of this 1470-nucleotide messenger RNA. RefSeq lists its product as hypothetical. The coding region runs from base 1 to 1470 and encodes 489 amino acids. The transcript has a single exon. The record is from RefSeq and is a predicted model, not a curated record. NCBI's taxonomy places the organism in Eukaryota, Fungi, Ascomycota, Pichiomycetes, Pichiales, Pichiaceae.
AUGAAUCAAGACUUGCUAUUGGAAAUAUUUCGUUUCCUAACGCCAUCACAGAUACGUGAAAUUAUCAUCGAAUUUGGGAUCAAGGAGCCAUCUUUCAUUACCUAUCUAUUUCAUGUCAAAUACUCUAAUUCCCACAAUACCCUUCCAUAUUCGUUGACAACACAUUCCAAAAAUGGGCCAACAUGGCUAGAGGAUCUAACAUUGGUUCAUUACCAUGAGAACGAAAGCUUCCAGUCUUGUUAUUGUGACGACACGGAGAAUGUUCAUGUCCUCAAUACUACUCAAAAUGUUAAAAUUCCUAUGAUGAGUAAAAUCAAAUCACAGGAGCGGACCAACUGUCGAAUUUUGGGAUUAAAUUUAGAAGGCGAAUUGCAGCUGUUCGUCAAUGACUCCCUCUAUAACUUUUUACAUCAAACUGAAGAGUUGCAAAACUGGAUCAUUCAUUGUAGCAAAGUUCAAAAACCAACAAUCAUUUACCCGCAGAUCCCAUUGAUUCCUGAAAAAGUGGAAAACUUCUAUCCAAUUAAUGGGGGGAAUUAUCUGAUGACCUUUCAAUUCAGACACCCCAAGAAAGGUAUGAAGUUUAUCAACUUUACAAACAAGGAGAACUAUUUUAUGGCAAUUGACUCCAACUUGAAUUUGUGGAUCAAUGCUUAUGAGCAUCCUCUAUCUCCUAUGGUUUGUGUCAAUUAUGAUGUAGAUACAAGGAUGUUUAAGUUUCCAGAAAGCAUCAACAAUAACGACGACUUUAAUUAUGAUAUUAAGGAAAACCCCCUAUUAUGUCAAUUGCACAUCAAUGAUCAGUAUGAUCAUUGCUAUAUCUUGCCCAACCAGGGAUUCGUAUUCUUUAAAAAUGGUCUGAGAAUCAAGUCCAGUAUUGAUUAUAAGCCGGUACUGAGUCACGUAUCAAUGAGACCCUGUCUAGUUCCAUUCAAAGAAUUUGAAUAUGAACCGGUAAAUUUUGCUAUUGGAAAUCAUUUUAUUGUGGUCUUGGAUAAAGGGAAUAAUUUGAGCAUCGUUAAUAUUGUUUUGGAUUACUCCGAUCAUUUAAAAAGCUUGAUAUACAGGUAUCAUCCGGAUCGUAUUACCAUGCUGUUGAACGAACCAGUGAAGGAUAUCAGAGUCAAAAAUGAUCGAGUUCUAGUUUGGUUUAAGAAGAAAAUAUCUGUAUUUGAUUCGAGUUUGGGGCUGGAUUUUAGUUUUGACCUAGAUUUUGAAUCUCCGGUAUGGAAUGUGAAGCUUGCCAGAAAUAACAGAAUUUUAAUAUUUUUGGAAAAUGGGACAUUGGUGAGAUAUAGCGGUAGUAACAAGAUUCAAUCCCUGACACAUAAGAUUGAGCAUCUCUCAUCUCAUUCUGAACAUAGGGGAACUUGUUUCUCGUGGAACGAUCACGAUUUUGCAGGCAAGACCAUGGUCAGAAACAUUAUCGAUAUGGAUGAAAAUUUGAUCGUGCUUUCAGGUUCUUCCUGA